Molecule: messenger RNA, 480 nt
Organism: Dibothriocephalus latus
Lineage: Eukaryota; Metazoa; Platyhelminthes; Cestoda; Diphyllobothriidea; Diphyllobothriidae
Source: the annotation of a GenBank genome assembly
AUGAUCUACGUGGAACACUUCUUCGAUCUAAAGGAGGUGGAGCAUAGUUUGGAAACGGGCAAUACAAGCCCACCUGCCUGGUCUCAACGAAGGCGUGUUUUUUUGGCUUCCGAUGACGCAGCGGUCUUUCACGAGGCCAAAUAUCAAUACUCAAGAUACGACUUUAUUGGCCGACUGAGAAACGGAAGUUACAUUUAUAAUCGUACAUCUAGUCAAGGCGUGUUUGACAUGACUCUAGAUCUGUAUCUUUUGAUUGCGACUGACUUCCUCGUCUGUACAUACAAUUCUAACAUUUGCAGACUUUCCUAUGAAGUUUUGUUGACGAAGUCGCCGACUAAUGGUGAUGCGGCAUUCCAGGUCCAGUCGGUGGAUGAAAUGUAUUGCACCCAAUUCAUACACAAGCGGUGGUGGAGAGCCAUUGCGGACUUCGAGCGAGAGGGUGUCAAGCUAGGAAAUCAGGUUUCUAUCGAAUCAACAUAA